AACCAAAUGAAUUUUUAUCCACCAGCAAAUAACCAGUUUACAGUUAACGAGCCAAACGAAAUUCUGAACAUGCUCCCAAUAUCAGAACUAAAUGAGAGAGUGCUACUAAACCCAUCAUCCUCUCAAAGGUUUACCCAAGUUCCUGUUAUUGAGCCUAGACCAGAGCAGUUCUUUUCAUUGGAGUCUAUUAACACUUAUCUGAACACUGAAAACAAAGGAUAUAUUCCAGUAGUAGAAAUUUCUGAGCUGUACACUGUUAUGCCACAAGUCCAUCAUGCAUCGGUAGUGAAAGAGUCAUAUGGAUAUUCACCAUAUAUUUCCGGGUUCAUGAGACCUUAUCUCCAAAGUGUCCAGCCAAGAACCGCUACUAGACUAGACUGUAGACAAGCAGUCGACAGCAGUUCUAGCUCUUCGAAAAAGAACUACUGAAUGUGAGCAACAUGCCUUAGCAAGAAGGAACAACUAAAUAACCUCCCACAGUCCGAUUCAAGUGAGCUGACUUCUAGCCAAAUCGAGACCAUAGAGAAGAUUUCAAAGAAACACGGAUUACAAAAAUUGAAAUCUAAGAGACAACUACAGAAAAUAGUAAAUCAAAAACAAAGUGAUGAACUAGUCUUCAUGGCCAACAGCAAAGAGGUAUCUUUUAAGACAAAAUCUUGCAGCAAGUUUAGAGGCUCUAACUACAGAGGAGUCUCUGCAAAUGGGAAAUCCUGGCAAGUAUUUAUUGUCAUUGGAGGAAAGAAAAGUUAUGCAGGCAGCGAGAGCACCCAAGAGAAAGCUGCAGCUCUUUAUGAUAAAUUGGCCAUAAUAUUCCACGGAAUUAAGGCUAAGCCAAACUUUUCUUACAACAAAUCUCAGGUUUGAGAACUUUUAAAGUUGUAAGCUCCACCAAAAUCCCUCUAUUGAAUCAAAUAACAAUAAUUUGUCCUAAUAAGUUGUC
Messenger RNA from Moneuplotes crassus, 940 nucleotides. Lineage: Eukaryota; Ciliophora; Spirotrichea; Euplotida; Euplotidae. The record is from the annotation of a GenBank genome assembly.